Molecule: messenger RNA, 1741 nt
Organism: Venturia canescens
Lineage: Eukaryota; Metazoa; Arthropoda; Insecta; Hymenoptera; Ichneumonidae
Gene: Asciz
Product: ASCIZ zinc finger protein
Exons: 3
Coding region: 140-1714 (524 amino acids)
Biological process (GO): regulation of transcription by RNA polymerase II
Cellular component (GO): nucleus
Molecular function (GO): DNA-binding transcription factor activity, RNA polymerase II-specific; transcription cis-regulatory region binding
Source: RefSeq, a predicted model, not a curated record
CACCAAACAAACUGACACGUUGGUUAGGUUUUCUUAAUCUUCUUCGUAAUCAGCCGGUUUUAGUGAAUGAUUUAUCAAUUCUUCAUAAAAAUUUCUCCGAAAAAUCGGAAUAAAUUGUAUACGGAAAUUGUUUAUAUAAAUGGAGGAAAUUAACAACGAAAAUUCGAAAGAUAUUAAAAUAGUUUGCCCCAAGGCAGAGGAGCUCAGUGUUAUUGUAAACAAAGUAAGAUGCGAGGAAUGUGGUUUGACAUUCAGCAACGAGCCCCGACUCCGUAUGCACGUGUUGAAAAUUCACGAGCACAAAAAUCUCAUAAAAAACAUCAAAGAAGACGUUCGUUACCAUUGUCCCGAAAAUACUUGCGUUUAUGCCCUUACGUCACAACGCUUUUUUACGACAAUGAAAUACUUGAAACAGCACUACUUAAAAGUGCACGCAGCUAAAAAAUUUGGCUGUGAUCAAUGCGACAAGAGUUUUUCUACUGAAGCAGCAAGAAUAGCUCAUUCGAGGGUUUGCGGAGUGGAAUUCACUUGUGGUUGUUUGAGAGUAUUCGGCACUUACGAAGCUCUGCUUACUCAUUGCAAAAGAGCUUCUCACACAGUGGACCAGAAGUACAAAAAAGCUGUUAAUCGUAAGCCACAAGGAAAAAGUUCACAGCCGACUAAACCGGUCUCGAUCUCCAGUUCUCAGAGUUUAAGCAAGCCGGUGAUGAUUUUGCCAUUGCGAACAAGUUAUUUUAUGCCAGCAAACACAGCGAAAAUAUCAUUUGACGUUGCUGUGCAAACGGACGAUUUGAAACGUCAGAAAAGAACACAGAGCCCGUCCAAGAGUUGCAAGCGUCGGGAAUCUCGUCAGACUCAAACACAGAUUUUGUCAAAAGAAAAGCGUUUGAGAAAAACUGUGGAGACACAAACAACGAGGAAUUCGUUGAAGCCUGCUGUGAGGAGGAAACAUUCGAAAGUGGAUUUGACGCUGCCAGAAAACUUUGCUACGGACAAUUUAUUUUCUCCCAGUACUUUAGAACUGGGAGACGAAGUUGCUCUGGAAGAUUUGUGGGGAGAAAAAAAUGCUUCGUUGGGAACGCAAACGAGUCCGGAUAAGGAUUUGCUCGAGGCCCUCAGCGACAGUGUCACACAAACCGAUCUCGUUACCUUCUACACUCCGGAUCAAGGAAAUUGUCUAAACAUCGUUGAAAACUCUUGUUACUCCUACGAAGACAAUACUCGAGGGAUAUCUUCGAGAUCAGAUCCAAUGUUGACUAUCGAUAGCUUCACCGAUCGCUUCAGCAGCAUAGAAACCCAAACAGAAACAAUUUCGAGCAACUCCACUCCGCUCAUCUCUUCGAGCGACAGUUUUUUCGAAAAUGAACUCGUCGCUUCAAGAAAUUUUGCUCUCAGCUCCAACAAUGAGACUCAAACCACUGAGAACUUUCACAAUAUCGAGCAACUCCUUUACAGCAACAAUUACACACAAACCUGCAACGAUAUACUUCGAGCCUCGGAUCUUGGACUCUCUGAUAUUCAGACCCAAACCGCUUGGCCCGAGCUCGUCCACGACUCCAAUUCAAUUUCCGCUAAAACUCAAACCCGCACAACUCAGGCUCCCAAUCUCCAGUCUGGGGUUUCUAAUUCUUCGGAAAAAUCGUGGCUCAACACAAGAAUCAGUCACACCGAAACUCAAACUGACUUGUUAAGCAUCUUCGACGAGUUUCCGUGAUGAAAUCCACUGAAAAGUUUUCCUCCA